Molecule: messenger RNA, 828 nt
Organism: Peronospora matthiolae
Lineage: Eukaryota; Oomycota; Peronosporomycetes; Peronosporales; Peronosporaceae
Source: the annotation of a GenBank genome assembly
AUGAACAGUUUUCUUGUGGAGUAUGCGGGACACGGGAUAUCCGCGAGCAGGCAGUACUACCAUGCAAAGAAACGAUCGGAGGAAGAUCCUUUACAGUACCUGUAUCGGCUUAAUGUGAUGGGAAUGCAGGCGAAGAUACCGGUGAUGACUGGAUUGCCAGCUGCGCGCAAGGAACAUGUCAAUCAUUUCAUUGACACCUUGGACGACCCCAAUCUGUCCAAUCAAUUGCUACUGCUGAAUGUAGAAGACGCGGAGGCCAUGCAAAAGACACUGCACGGAUAUCAACAAGGGAGAUCGCGUCAAGGGAAAGUGAUGAUGGGAUCGUCCAAAUUCAGGCAGAAGGGAACUCAGGGUCCAGCGCUGUCUAAGCCUGCACGAGCGGUAAGGAUGGUCCGUACCGAGGACGUCUACAGCGAGUCAGGAUGGGACACCUGCGGAUCGGAUUUGGAAGAUCGAUUGAGAUCGAUCCAUGUGGCUGCUACUGCGGAUCGCCGUUCAUCCCCCAAUGACGUUGCAGCAAACGCGAGAUCGGUCGACCCGAACACUCGUCAAGACUAUCAAGAUCGCAAUAUGCCAUUGAAGCCGUGUACUCAUUGCGGAUCGACCAAGCAUGGAGAUCUCGGUUGCUGGAAGCGGCUCACUUGCCAGAACUGUGGGCGUAAAGGACACCCCUCUGACAAUUGUUUUUUCGUGUGUCGUGCUUGCGGUGAGAUGCACGACCCGGGGAAGUGUCCCAUGGAGGAGUUCUACAACAUGAUCCGUCAGUGGUACGUCCCGAAUAAGCAUGCGGGGAUGCUACCAGAGAAGGCCGAGAAGAUGUUAAACUAG